Messenger RNA from Saxophila tyrrhenica, 999 nucleotides. RefSeq lists its product as uncharacterized. NCBI's taxonomy places the organism in Eukaryota, Fungi, Ascomycota, Dothideomycetes, Mycosphaerellales, Extremaceae. The transcript has 2 exons. The coding region runs from base 1 to 999 and encodes 332 amino acids. The record is from RefSeq and is a predicted model, not a curated record.
AUGACUGUGGCACUGAAGGUGCACUUCUUCCUAUCUCUACUCUUUGCUGCCCUAUCCACCGCCCUCCCUUUCUCGAACAACGAUGCAGUUGCCACCAUCUGGACCUUCCCGAACGAAACAUGGGUCGAGAACCUGGCUGUCCGUCAGAACGGAGCAGUACUCUGUACAUCCAUCAGCCGCGCUGCAAUCUACCAGGUUGAUCCAUUCUCUCACGUAGCAGCCACGGUCCACCAAUUCGACAUAUUGGAUGGCGUGCUAGGCAUUGCAGAGAUCGAGAACGACAUCUUUGUCGCAGUAACGGCCACGAUCGAUCUAGCAACAAACAUGGCCAAGAAUGGGAGUGCGAAGAUCUGGCGGGUGGAUAUGUGUGCUUGGUCCUUGGGCGCUCCAAACCCAAUAUCCCUCAUCUCAAACCUCCCAGAAGUCGGCCUCCCAGACGGCGUGACCCCCCUCCCCACCGACCCCGGCGUCGUCCUCGUCGCCGACGCAGACAAAGGCCUCAUCUGGCGCGUCUCCACAACAACCGGCGCCCACACAAUCGCAAUCUCCGACCCAGCCUUCAAGUACACGAGCCCGCUGGUUCCCAUCGGCGUCAACGGUUUAAAAAUCCUGGAUGAUGAAUUGUAUUUUACCAACCUCGCCGCGAACCUCAUAGCCAGGAUCCCCAUCACCGCCAACGGAAGCGCGAGCGGUUCUGUGCAGAAAGUGUCGACGGAGACGUUGUUGCCGGACGAUUUCGCGUUGGCGGGGGAUGGGACGAUUUACGCGGCGGGGUAUAAUACGCUGUGGCGAGUGAUGCCGGAUGGGACGACGGAUGCUUUGGUUGGUGGGCCGAAUAGUACGGCCGUGCAGGGGAUUACGUCUGCGCAGUUUGGGAGGACGAGGGAGGAUGGGGGGGUGUUGUAUAUAAGUACGACUGGGGGGUUGCUGCUUGCGCCGGCGGGGGCGAGGGUGCAUGGGGGGCAGUUGUUGGCGGUGAAUGUUGGGUUGUUUGGUUGA